UCUCAAAACUGUCAAAAGGCUUUUGUUUUGUUUAGAAACCUCUAGAAAAACACGGAAUUUUACCUAUUUUCCAGUCAAAUUCUCAAAUAUUUCUUACAGCGAUUAGAAGGAUUGAGUGGUGAGCUAUCGAUUAGUGUUAAAAAAUUAAUUGGAAGUGCUCAGUGGGAGCAGAGAAAGCGAAAACAGUGUUCAGUAAACAAUCAUGGCGUCAACUACGGCAGAGUUGGCGGAUUUGAUAAAACGCAAAACAGAAAUCUCCGAUACUCUGGCCAAUCUCGAGAGGCAGAUCUAUGCCUUCGAGGGAUCCUAUCUGGAGGACACGCAGCUCUAUGGGAACAUCAUAAGGGGAUGGGAUAGGUAUCUAACGACAAAUAAAGCGACAAAUUCAAAGGCUGACAAGAGAAAUCGCAAAUUCAAGGAAGCUGAACGUCUCUUCUCAAAGUCUUCCAUCACUUCCAUGGCUGCUGUCAGCGGGCUCGUGGAUCCAAAUGAUCGGCACAGUGAGUCGGAAUCUGUGACAAACAACGAGGAUUCGAGUGACAAUCAGAUUUCCGGAGUCAAUAAUCAUCACAAUACCACAACUGCUCAUGAUGGUCUGGCCAACAGCGGCAAGAGUCAAGGUCUAAGUGACUCCUUCAGCAAUUCCCAGUCAGAACGACCACAUACCCCAACCACUUCAACAUCGAAGGACAGCACCGGAGUCAAGCAUAAGUUGUCCAGUGGCAUGUCCAAUAAGAAGAGCAACUCCAACAAGAAAGCCCGUCACCGAUAAACUCACAAAAAAUGUAAUUUAUUUGCGAAAAAAAUCAUAAUUGAAAAAUUUUUGAGCGGCAAAG
Messenger RNA from Phlebotomus papatasi, 836 nucleotides. RefSeq names its product chromatin modification-related protein MEAF6 (gene Eaf6). Bases 203 to 772 code for a protein of 189 amino acids. Lineage: Eukaryota; Metazoa; Arthropoda; Insecta; Diptera; Psychodidae. Gene Ontology annotation, cellular component: NuA4 histone acetyltransferase complex. The transcript has 3 exons. The record is from RefSeq and is a predicted model, not a curated record.